UUUAGUGUGUUUAAUGUACUGAAAGCCUUCCUGCCGCAGUGCACGAUGGGAAACUAUAAAAGCCAUUUUACCUCAAACUCUCUUCAGACAAGACGAUUAAAAGCUCUAUAACAGCCCACAGGUAAUAGUGUGUCAGUAUGGCCCGUACUAAGCAGACCGCCCGUAAAUCCACUGGAGGAAAAGCCCCCCGUAAGCAGCUGGCGACUAAAGCUGCUCGUAAGAGUGCACCCUCCACCGGAGGAGUCAAGAAGCCCCAUCGCUACAGGCCCGGAACUGUGGCUCUGCGUGAGAUCCGUCGGUACCAGAAGUCCACUGAGCUGUUGAUCCGUAAACUUCCAUUCCAGCGUCUGGUGCGUGAGAUCGCACAGGACUUUAAAACCGACCUGCGCUUCCAGAGCGCCGCCAUUGGAGCCCUGCAGGAGGCCAGUGAGGCGUAUCUCGUGGGUCUGUUUGAGGACACUAACCUGUGCGCCAUCCACGCCAAACGUGUCACCAUCAUGCCCAAAGACAUCCAGCUGGCACGCCGCAUCCGCGGAGAACGCGCUUGUGUCAGUAUGGCUCGUACUAAGCAGACCGCCCGUAAAUCCACUGGAGGAAAAGCCCCCCGUAAGCAGCUGGCGACUAAAGCUGCUCGUAAGAGUGCACCCUCCACCGGAGGAGUCAAGAAGCCCCAUCGCUACAGGCCUGGAACUGUGGCUCUGCGUGAGAUCCGUCGGUACCAGAAGUCCACUGAGCUGUUGAUCCGUAAACUUCCGUUCCAGCGUCUGGUGCGUGAGAUCGCACAGGACUUUAAAACCGACCUGCGCUUCCAGAGCGCCGCCAUUGGAGCCCUGCAGGAGGCCAGUGAGGCGUAUCUCGUGGGUCUGUUUGAGGACACUAACCUGUGCGCCAUCCACGCCAAACGUGUCACCAUCAUGCCCAAAGACAUCCAGCUGGCACGCCGCAUCCGCGGAGAACGCGCUUAACCUUCUGUCUUCCUUCUCUCUGUGUUUUUCGUAGUUUCUGGAGUAACAGUGAUGGUGGGGUGGGGGGUGAUGUAUGUGUCUCUUUGUUUUGUUUUUGGCAGCAUUAGGGUACUUCCUGUUAUCAUGUACCAACCUGUGCCUGAUCAGCAUCAAACACACACACACAUACACACACACAUGUGAUUGUGUCAGGGUCUUAUUCCAUCUGUUAGGUCCAAUGGACUACAGAGGGGUCAGGGCUGAUGUCUGCAUUUAGGGGCUUUAAGGUCUCUUGUGCAGGGUGCUAACACAGCCCCGACCCGUCCCAGAGUUCUCCGUGCCAUCCUUCCUCAAAUGAACCUGUCCGUUGGCACCCUAGUGAACGUGUGUUUGUGGCUGUUGAUCGGAACGGUGAUUUGUAUUCAAGUCUGAACAUAUCUCCAUACAGUGUUUGUGACUGCAAUAUUAGGAAAUACUUUUAAUAAUGAUUGAUUUUUUUAAUGCAUUUGUACGUGCUUAUUUAAUAGAUCUCGAGUGUAUUGUUGUGGAUACAUUACAAGUCAUUUCAGUUUAAACACUCAUGCAUAAAGGGAUAUUACCUGUAACUCUGUUUCACCUUUAAUUCUGAUUCACCCAGAAAAUAAUGUGUCCUGUUGUCUGUCCUGUUCAUUGGAUCUUUUGAUUGGAAAAUCUGGUCAAAGUGAGAUAUUAACAUUAACUGAAUAAAUCAGCUUGACACUGUUUUUAGUUUUGCCAUGUGGCAGUUUAAUUUUGAGUGCAUUUCCUUUGUUAAAAGAACAGAUCUCUUCUAAUUGCAUCCCUUCACUAUGAUGUGAUUUUCUCAGGCAAACAUGGAAAACCAUUUUAACUUAAUCCUGUUUAAUUGGUGGGUAUUUUUUGGUUUAUUUUUUCCUUUAUUUAUAGUUUCAUUCAGGUGUUUAAUAAGCUGAUCUUUGUAAUUUGAAAUUUUUCAUAAUUGUGUAAUAAAUGGAUGUCACACAAA
Myxocyprinus asiaticus (Chinese sucker) is the source of this 1947-nucleotide messenger RNA. RefSeq lists its product as uncharacterized. The record is from RefSeq and is a predicted model, not a curated record. Lineage: Eukaryota; Metazoa; Chordata; Actinopteri; Cypriniformes; Catostomidae. Gene Ontology annotation, molecular function: protein heterodimerization activity; DNA binding; structural constituent of chromatin. The coding region runs from base 138 to 965 and encodes 275 amino acids. Gene Ontology annotation, cellular component: nucleosome. The transcript is spliced from 7 exons.